AUGCCCACCGAAACAGAACCCCUUCUCCCCCGCUACGAGGACGACACAGCUCGCCAGCGCCAACUCCACCAAAAACUACACACCUACCAGAUGCUCCGCGCCCUCUCGCAAGGCUAUCUCCCAUCAACUGAACAAGCAAUCGCCAACCUGCGCACCCUCCUCGCCUCUGAUGUCCUGAACCUCCGCAAACAAGACAUCGGCACAACAGGCCGACAACUUGUCCGCGACGCCCGCCUCUGGCUAACGACCUUCAUCGAAUUCCUGCAUGAAAAGAACAACACCGAUCACCUCCAGCAAUUCCUCUGGCGCCUCUCCCGCGCCCGGGUCUCGGUGGAUCAGGGCCGGGCGUUGCAGCAGGCGGCCCACGUGAAAGCCCGCGCUGAUGCCAAAGCCGCGUAUGAUAGUUUCCGGACGGUGGGGAGUCUGCUGCUGACGAAUGCGGAUUUUCGUCUUUUUGUUGAUGAUGUCGCGACUGUUGGACGCCAGAUCUUUGCUGAUACGGCCGAGUCGCUGGCUGAGGCUUCUAAGCGGGUAGCUGAUGAAGUGCAGCCAUCGGAGGAAGAGCAGCGGGCGCUGGAAGGGGCUGGCGCGGACGAGGGCCGUGAAUUGUCGAGUGAGGAGGUGAAGGGGGAACUCGAACAUAUUGCCGAUGUCGCUGGCAAAGGCGUGGCUCGCACAGGCGAAGAAGCGGCCCAGAGUGCCAAGGAGCAUCUAUCUGGUCGGGAGCGAGAGACAUUGCUCUAUCGACUGAAGAAAGCCGUGCAGAGACUCCGCGAGCGGUCGGACUAUACAGACUCGGUCUCGACGAUUACGCAGUUGAUACAACGGUACGCAGCAUUGUACGCCAAUGCAGCUGAGGACACGGCGGAUGCCGCUCAGGAAGAUGUGGAAGUCAAUGAGGAUCUUAAGAAGGCUGUGGACGAAUUUUGGGUCUUGCUUCGAUCCUUCGGAAGUGCAGAGGAGUGGGAUAAACUACAAGAACAAUUCCACGCCCUUCUCCAACACGCCAACAAGGACCCCGAAUUCGAACAAUUGAUGGGCGAAGCGGGUACCUCUCUCCGAGAUAUGCUUACAGACCCAGACUUCUUCGACCACGCCCCAGAGAAACUAGACGAACUCCAACAAAAAUCAAGCGGAGUAACAGAAACCAACCUCCGAAACGACCUCGACAAAUUCCUCCUCCAAACAAAACGAACCCUUCGCACAAUCCCAGACGAUCCCGGCAUCUCAAAGCUCAUCGCUGCAACAAAAAGACUCUACCAACACACCUCAACAGCCUACACCACCCACAAAUCCGACCUCCCCGCUGAUAUGAUAAACAUAAUCCUCCCCGUUCUCAUCCGAACCAUUCAAUACAUCCCCAUUCCACGUCUAGAAGUCUACGCCCCGGAGCUCUCCCUCCUGCUCGAAAAUCUAAUCCUGGAACCAGGGCACAGCGUAAACUUCACCUCCUUCCUCCCCUACCGAAUGCAUGUUACAACGCGCAACGACAUCGAUAUCCAAAAGAAACACGCCAAACAAACUACUACCACAACGACAACCGCCUUCACGCUCACAAUAAACGGCCUCAACAUCUCCGCCUCCGAAUUCGGCUACAUCCUCAAACCACACCUCUUCCCAAACGACAGCGGAAUCGCAAGCUUCGCACUCGACCGCCGCGGCGUCGACAUAACCCUCGACAUAAACGUUGGCAAGAACCUCUCCAGCAUAUUCACCCUCCGUGGCGUCCGCGUCCGCAUCCACAAACUCGACUAUAAAAUACACCAAAGCCGAUGGAAAUGGCUCCUGUGGCUCGCAAAGCCAUUCUUGAAACACCUCCUCCGCCGAAUCCUAGAAAAGAAAAUCGCUGAGGAGAUAGUGCUUGUGGCGAAGACGGUGAAUCGUGAACUGGUUUUUGCGAGGGAGCGGCUUCGCGCGACGCGGGUUGCGAAUCCUGGUGAUUUGGUUACGUUUGUUAGGGCUGUGCUUGCGCGGUUGAAGCCCGGUCCUUCGGAUGUUGAGGCGAGGCUUGCAUUCUCUCCGGCUAAGGAAGGAGUUUUUAAAGACACUUAUGCGCCGGGGAGUAUUGUGAAGGUUUGGAGAGAGGAGGCGCUUAAUGCUGGGGAGGUUGUUGAGGAUGCAGAUGGGAGUGGAAGCGCGGGCCUUGAACCUGGUUGGAGAAAUGGGAUUUUUGAUGUUGUUGGUAGAUGA
Molecule: messenger RNA, 2190 nt
Organism: Penicillium argentinense
Lineage: Eukaryota; Fungi; Ascomycota; Eurotiomycetes; Eurotiales; Aspergillaceae
Exons: 2
Coding region: 1-2190 (729 amino acids)
Molecular function (GO): lipid binding
Source: RefSeq, a predicted model, not a curated record